Molecule: messenger RNA, 1077 nt
Organism: Mytilus trossulus (common blue mussel)
Lineage: Eukaryota; Metazoa; Mollusca; Bivalvia; Mytilida; Mytilidae
Exons: 2
Coding region: 126-1031 (301 amino acids)
Source: RefSeq, a predicted model, not a curated record
UAGGAAGUAAGCCAUGUACAUUUAGGUCAUAUGAUCAGUAAAUAAUAUAUACUUUUAUGUAAUAUAAUUCACAUUUGGUUUGCUUCAAUGUAGUAUCAAAAAAACUUAUAUACUGAAAAUCUGUAAUGGAGAGGAAAACUUCGUCAAAAUGCAAAUUUGGACCAAAUACAAAGAAAAUAGAAAUACAACCAACAGCAAUAAUAGAUAUGAAGAUACUCCCAGGUGUUGGAAUUAUUGUUGCUGAUUAUAACAAACGGUUAGUUGUAUGGGACAUUAAUCAGCCUGGGAUACAAAAGUCCGAAAUAAUCCUUGAUGCAAAACCAUAUGGCUUAGCAGUUAUGAGCGAAAAUACUAUAGCUGUUUCAGUCGAUCAUACACGCAUUCAAGUAAUAGAUGUUAACAAAGAACAAGUAUUACGAACUAUAGAGGUUGUUUCAAAAACAAUAGAGAAACCUCGAACUCAUUCACAAUCGUCUCGAACCAGUAGGUCUGAGCAGGAAGAAACCGAAUUACAGCCGAUAACUUACAAUAAUUCCGAAGUGAGAUUGUGGGGUUUAGAUUAUUACGCGAGAAAGUUUUACAUUGCUGCAAAAGAUCGAAUAAUUGUGAUCAACGAGACUUCGCCUCCUUAUGAAAACAUAAUUAAAAUCCCGAAUGGUUGGAUAUUUUACCUACAAAUUCACGAUGAAAAAGUAUUUUUUACCAACUAUUUGGCAAGUUCUUUUGUGUGCACAACAAUCAAUGGAGAUAUUAUUUUUGAAGUUAACAGCUCAGCUUUGAAAGGUCCAUAUGGGUUUGAACAGAUAACUCAAAAUACGUUUAUGGUGACUGAUUGGGUUGCAAAUAAAAUAUAUAAGAUUAAAAAAGAUGGAACACAUACGGAGGCCGUCCUAUCAAAAGUAGACGGCAUAGUCAAACCUAGGACAAUCUUAUACGCGAGAGAAAAUGGAAUUGUAUUAAUAGCUUGUGAUGGAGGAAAAUCACUUCUUCAAAGAAAAUGUCGGGAAAGUUUUAUUUUAGAUAAGAAUUGAUAUUUAUUAAUAUAAUUAAAAAAUGAUGUAAAAUACCGUUUUCCUA